Parasteatoda tepidariorum (common house spider) is the source of this 526-nucleotide messenger RNA. The record is from RefSeq and is a predicted model, not a curated record. NCBI's taxonomy places the organism in Eukaryota, Metazoa, Arthropoda, Arachnida, Araneae, Theridiidae.
GUAGUGUUUGUAGGAUCACUUUCGUUCAAUCACGGCAAAAUCAGGUUCAUAAUCUAAAAAAUUCCAGGUAUUAAUUUCUUUUAAAUUAAAAGUAAUGAGGAGAAUUAUAGCUUUGUUUUUGUUCGCUGCUGCAGUCAGUUCUACGAAGCCAGGAUGUCCUAUAAGUUUAGAUAUUAAACCAUGCGUUUGCACAAAUAGCCCAUUUACAUAUUUGCAAUGCCAGCAUUUGGAUGAUGCCGAAACCCUCAGAAGCGUUUUUGAGAACUCUACUCACUACAAAUACCAAGAAGUGCACAUUGAAUUCUCCACAAUGCCAUUCCUCCCUUCUGAGAUAUUUGAAAAGGUUCCAAUCGAUGAGUUGCAUUUGAAGAAUGUGACAUUAGCUCAACUUUUCGACAGACCGCCAAGUAAUUUAAAAGGAUUGGACAAAUUACACAUAGAAAACACUAGAAUCAACAGGUAUCAAGUUUAUUACUUCAGUUUGGAUGCCUAUUUCUUACCAUAUUCGGCAGACAAGUACUUAGAA